UGGCAAAAGACAAUAUAAAUAAUAAAUAGUAUUUGAGGGGUAGAUAGAACAUACCUAAACGACGCCGCCUUUGGGUUAAUUUACGAGUAAAGGUGUCAACUUCAAGUUCUCGGGACUGAGCGCCUGAGCGGGGAGCGGGAUCUGAUCUUGUUUUGUUAUGUUGUGGGCGGCCAUUGUUGAAGCUCUCAAUUCGGGAUUUGGCUAAACUGGAAUGACCAGAAAGGGUCAUCGUGUAAUUCAACACUCAGAUUAGUUUCAUAGCAGCAAGCAAUGGUGGUGGAGAGCUACGUGGUGGUUCAUAACAUAGCCAAGAGGCACAACGUCGGAACGCUUGCCCGCAGCGCCACCGCUUUUGGGGUCUCCGAGCUUAUUCUUGUCGGCCGUCGCGACUUCAACUCAUUUGGUAGCCAUGGCUCCACUUCCCACGUUCGAUUCCGUCAUUUUCACUCCCUCAUCGACGCAUGCCGCUUCCUCAAGGAAAAGGAUUGUGAUAUAUGCGGCGUGGAGAUCACUGAUGGAGCUAUGGCUGUAAAUCAACACCCUUUCAAGAAGAGCACUGCCUUUCUUCUGGGCAACGAGGGAACAGGACUCUCUGCCAAAGAAUGUGAGAUAUGCGACUUCUUUGUGUAUAUUCCUCAAUACGGAGGGGGGACUGCUUCACUCAAUGUUACUGUUGCUGCUUCUAUUGUUUUACAUCAAUUUGGAGUUUGGGCAGGUUUCCCUGAGAGAACCCGUGAUGGGAACAAAUUUAUUGUGGCUGAUAAACCUGAAAAACAAGGUAAACGAAAUUAUUGUGCUGAAACAACAGAUGCUAUCAUUGAAGAGCGAAGAUCAAGAAAGCAGAACGCUUCUAAUGGUUUCUUUGAAGAGAGCGAAAACAGCAAUUCAUCUUCUAAUCUUCUUGAUGCGUUGUUUGAUGAUGUAAAGAUAUAAGUAUUUUGACAUCAUAAAGUAUAGAUCAGAAUGCUCUAUAACUGGGAAAAUUUAGUUCCCAAUAAUUUUGGUUGUCAGCACAAAGAGCAGCUUGUUUUAGGUUUAUACAAACAUGUUAGUAUUUGUGCAAGUUAACUUAUUGAUCAAAGAGAAAUGUUUUGCUUUGCUUUGC
Molecule: messenger RNA, 1105 nt
Organism: Cannabis sativa
Lineage: Eukaryota; Viridiplantae; Streptophyta; Magnoliopsida; Rosales; Cannabaceae
Exons: 4
Coding region: 271-933 (220 amino acids)
Biological process (GO): RNA processing
Molecular function (GO): RNA methyltransferase activity; RNA binding
Source: RefSeq, a predicted model, not a curated record